Pseudopodoces humilis (Tibetan ground-tit) is the source of this 1550-nucleotide messenger RNA. RefSeq names its product thiol methyltransferase 1A (gene TMT1A). The record is from RefSeq and is a predicted model, not a curated record. Gene Ontology annotation, molecular function: S-adenosylmethionine-dependent methyltransferase activity. Lineage: Eukaryota; Metazoa; Chordata; Aves; Passeriformes; Paridae.
GGGUUACACACAAGGUUGCGCUGCCCAGCUCGUGCUGGCUUGGGAACAAACUGGCAGCUCCUCCCCUGGACUCUGGUCACUGCUUGGCUGCACCUGCACUCUUCAGUCCUCACCCGUGCCCGGACUGAGAAAUCAGCCGGGGAAAAGCGACCACCAGAGCAGCCCAAGCGGCUGAAUGUGCUCUGAGAGGACUCGGCCAGCACCCGAACGCGGCUCUGACUGAGCUCCAGGAGCUCUAACACACACACAGGAGAAGCAGUUCUGCUCUGCCCACGCUGAAAAUGCCAGAGGCUGGAGCGAGCGUCCUGCUGCUCCGGGCUUGCCUGGCUCUGCUGGCCUCACCCAUCUACCUGCUGUCCUUCCUGGGCUUGUGGGAGCCUUUCUGCAGGAAGGUCUUCUUCCCCUUCAUCUUAGAGAAGAUUUGUGUGGCUCACGACAAGAAAUCCAAGAAGCACAAGCAGGAGCUAUUCCGUAAUCUACCCGACUUCAGGGGCCCCUCCGGCGAGCUGAGGCUGCUGGAGAUCGGCACCGGCGGCGGCUCCAACUUCCAGUUCUACCCACCGGGCUGCAGAGUCACCUGCACCGACAUCAACCCCCACUUCCAGGAGAGCCUCUCCAAAAACAUGAAGAAGAACCAGCACCUCCGCUACGAGCGGUUCCUGGUGGCCGCAGGAGAAGACCUGGGCCAGGUGGCCAGCGGCUCCGUGGAUGCCGUGGUUUGCACGCUGGUGCUGUGCUCCGUGCACAGCGUCAGCACAACCCUGAGCGAAGUGCUCCGGGUGCUCCGGCCGGGAGGAGCUUUCUAUUUCUUGGAGCACGUGGCCGCUGAGCAUUCCAGCUGGAGGUAUUUUUGGCAGCAGGUCUGUUACCCGACUUGGAAACUCGUCUUUGCUGGAUGCUGCCUCACGAGAGAGCCGUGGAAGAAUCUGGAAGAGGCAAAGUUCUCGGAGCUGAAGAUACAGCACAUCGGCUUGGCGAUGCCCUGGAUGCCCAUCGAGCCGCACAUCGUGGGGUACGGGGUGAAGUAACCCCUGUCCUGCCCCCCAAAAAUUCCUCAUCGUGACCAACACACCCUGCCAGGCACAGGCUCCUCCACACGUGCCUGUAUCAGUAACACAGUGAAGGACUUAAAUCAGAAAUCAAAUUGUCAGGUCAGAAGAGAGGGUCAAUUUUCUUAGUGUCUCUGAAUCACAGAAUCAACAAAGUCGGAAAAGCCCUUUUGGAUCGGAGUCCAGCAGUUAACUCAGCACUAGCACCAUGUUCACCACUAAACCAGGUAUCCAGGUGCCACAUCCACAUGUUUUUUGAGCACUUCCAGGGAUGGUGCCUCCACCACUGCCCUGGCCAGCUUGUGCCAGGGCCUGACAGCCCUUUCUGUGAAGAAAUCUUUCCUCCUAUCUAAGUAAACCUCUGCUGAUAUAACUUGAGGCUGUCUCCUUCCUGAAGCCGUGGUGCUGCUGAGCCUGCCUUGCUAGAGCCCAGUGCAUCCAGGGAAGAUCCCAGGACAACAGAAACCAGCCUGGGAAGCAGAAAAUAAAUGUAUUAAUGGA